AUGGAGCGGGCUGACACACCGCUCCCCGUAGACGUAGGAAAGGAACCGCCCGUCGAGGCUCAGCCGGCCCCUGUGGCCGAUGAGAAGCGUAAUCCAGGCUCCGUCAAUGAGCUCGACGUCGUUAACGAGCGUGACCACGGUCACAAGGAUGUUGCUAUCCUGAGAAAAGACUACGAGGACAAGCCGACAGAGGAGGAAUUCGAAUCCCUUCGACGCGUUCCUGGCAAGAUUCCCGUUGUUGCCUACCUCCUCUGUGCCGUUGAGUUUUGCGAACGCGCCUCUUACUAUGGCUGCGCCCAAAUCUGGACAAACUACAUCAACAGACCUCUACCCAAGGGAGGAAAUGGCCUGGGUGCUGUGGCGGCCGGGAGUCAGAGCACUCAGGGUGCUCUGGGCAUGGGGGAGGCUGUCGCCAAUGCCACCACUCAGUCGUUCAGCCUACUUGCCUACUGCCUCCCUCUCCUGGUCGGAUAUCUCGCCGACACACGAUUUGGCCGAUACCCCAUGAUUUUCUGGGGGGUCAUUAUCUGUGGCAUUGGGCACGUCCUCAUUGUGGCAGGCGGUGCAAAGGAACUCAUCGCCAACGGCACUGCCAAGGUCCCCUUCUUCCUUGGUGUAUAUAUCCUGGCCAUCGGGGCUGCAAUGUUCAAGCCCAACGUCACGCCGCUGCUGCUGGACCAGAUGAAAUCUCACGUGCCGAGAGUGAUCACGUUGAAGUCGGGCGAGAGGGUGAUUGAGGACCCUGAGCACUCGACCGAAAGAGUCAUGCUCUGGUUCUACCUCCUCAUCAACCUUGGCGCCUUCAUGUCCACAGCAACCUCGUACGCAGCAAGACAUGUAGGCUGGUGGCUGGCUUUUCUGCUCCCGCUGCUUCUCUAUCUCCCGCUGCCGCUUCUCCUGUUGUGGCUGAAGCCACGUCUCAUUCUGCACAAACCCGGCGGCUCUGACCUACCCAAUGUUUUUCGAGCCCUCGGCCAUGGUUUGGCCAAUGGCGGCAUCUUGAGAAUUGGACGGACGGGAUGGUGGGAAAAUGCCAAGCCGUCAGUCAGAGCGCAAAAGGGGCUGUCGCCCGAGACUCACUACAGUGAUGAGUUUGCCGUUGAUGUGCAGCGAACCAUGCAGGCAACUGGCAUGUUUUGCUUCUUCCCUGUGCAAUACUGGAAUGACAAUGGUCUUGGAAACUCGGCCAACUACUUGGGUACUAUGCUUACGGGCAACGGUGUUCCCAAUGAUGUCAUUGGCAACUUCAACCCCCUCAGUAUCAUUCUGCUGGGACCCCUUCUCAAUUACGGGCUGUACCCCCUCUUGCGCAGAGGCAGGAUUCACUACGGCCCUGUUGCCCGUAUCUGCACUGGGUUUUUUCUCAGCACUCUUGCAGGUAUCGGGUACGCCGUGCUCGCCUACAAGGCGUAUCAAACGUCCCCCUGCGGCUGGUACGGGUCCUCAGACCCUUACUGCGUGGACGACGGUCUGGUCUCACCCAUUUCCCUGUGGUGGGAGGCCAUCCCGUACGCUUUGGGAGGGUUUUCCGAGCUCUUCAUCAACGUACCAGCCUACGGCAUCGCUUACUCGCGCGCUCCUGUCAACAUGAGAGGUCUAGUCUCGGCAAUCAAUCUCUUCAACACAGGCUUUGCCUACAUUGUGAACCUGGUUGCCUCUGCCGCUAUCGCCGACCCUCAUCUGAUCUGGGACUUUGCUGGACCAGCCAUCUUGGGAGCCAUUGUUACCGUUGGCUUUUGGUGCAUCUUCAGGCACAUAGACAAGGAGGAAUACGUGCUUUCCACCACCCGGACGAGUGAGGCGGCGGAAGCUGAAGUUAUCGAGGAUAGCGAGGCGGCACCGACACGCCGCCACUGA
Metarhizium album ARSEF 1941 is the source of this 1857-nucleotide messenger RNA. RefSeq names its product Major facilitator superfamily domain, general substrate transporter. Gene Ontology annotation, cellular component: membrane. The record is from RefSeq and is a predicted model, not a curated record. Gene Ontology annotation, biological process: transmembrane transport. The transcript has 8 exons. NCBI's taxonomy places the organism in Eukaryota, Fungi, Ascomycota, Sordariomycetes, Hypocreales, Clavicipitaceae. Bases 1 to 1857 code for a protein of 618 amino acids. Gene Ontology annotation, molecular function: dipeptide transmembrane transporter activity.